AUGGUUUUAGAAUUGAAUGCAUCUGAUGAUAGAGGUAUUGAUGUUGUUAGAAAUCAAAUUAAAAAUUUUGCAAGUACUAGACAAAUUUUUACUAGUUCAAAUGGAAAUCAAUUUAAAUUAAUUAUAUUAGAUGAAGCUGAUGCUAUGACAAAUGUUGCUCAAAAUUCAUUAAGAAGAAUUAUUGAAAAAUAUACUAAGAAUUGUCGAUUUUGUAUAUUAGCUAAUUAUAGUCACAAGUUAAAUCCUGCUUUGAUUUCAAGAUGUACAAGGUUUAGAUUUACUCCAAUUGAAGAGUCAUCAAUUAAAGAAAGAAUGAAUUAUGUUAUUAUUAAAGAAGGUGUUAAAAUUACUGAUGAUGCCUUGGAAUCAUUAUUAAAAUUAUCAAAAGGUGAUAUGAGAAGAGCUUUAAAUGUAUUACAAGCAUGUCAAGCAGCUAAAGAAUCUCAAGAUGAGAUUAUUAACAUUGAUAUGAUUUAUGAAUGUAUUGGAGCACCUCAUCCAAAUGAUGUUGAAACUUGUUUGGAUUCAAUAUUGAAGGAUGAUUGGACAACAGCAUAUUUAACCAUGAAUAAAUAUAAAAAUGUUAAAGGUUUAGCUUUAAUUGAUUUAAUUACUGGAUUUGUGGAAAUUUUAAAUAAUUAUCAAUUGAAUAUGAAGACUAGAGCAGAAAUUUUAAAAGGUUUAAGCGAUAUUGAAUAUGGUAUAAGUCGUGGUGGUAAUGAUAAGAUUCAAACUAGUGCAAUCAUUGGUGUAAUUAAAGAUGCUAUGGAAUUUCAAAAAUAG
Messenger RNA from Candida tropicalis MYA-3404, 783 nucleotides. It is a transcript of the gene RFC3, whose product is annotated as replication factor C subunit 3. The coding region runs from base 1 to 783 and encodes 260 amino acids. Gene Ontology annotation, molecular function: DNA clamp loader activity; DNA binding. The record is from RefSeq and is a predicted model, not a curated record. Gene Ontology annotation, biological process: DNA repair; DNA-templated DNA replication. The transcript has a single exon. Lineage: Eukaryota; Fungi; Ascomycota; Pichiomycetes; Serinales; Debaryomycetaceae. Gene Ontology annotation, cellular component: Ctf18 RFC-like complex; Rad17 RFC-like complex; DNA replication factor C complex.